AUUUCUUGGAAGUUCUCUUCUUUUUUGUCUGUUCCUGGAAAUCUUUAAUGGGUUUAUAGUGAUCUAUUUGUGUGCUUUAAUUUUAGUUUCGAAGUGGGGUUUUGAUGUUUUGAUUGAUAGAUAAGCAUGGCCUAAUCUUACCUAACAUCAUUUUUGUUUUUUAUUGGCUCACCACAGCAGUUUUAGUAGGGUUUGAUAACCAUGAAAAAAGGCUGUUUUUGUGUUGAAAGAAACACAAGUUGGUGUCUUUUUUUAGAUCAAUUGAUUCAUUUACAUGUUAUCCUCUUUAAAUGCCGUUGGCCUUUUGAAGCAACAAUCUUUUUUUUUAUUAAUGUGGGAUACAUCCAUCCAUGGAUGUCGUUUCAAAUCCAGAGGAUUAAAAUUUGCUCUGCAUUUGAUUUGGUAACCGGUCUGUCAGGUUUUUUAAUUUCACUGUAUUUCCUUCCGGGUAUAAAGUAACGUGUUAAGUAAUCUAUAUGGGCCUGCUUGGUUCUCCGCAAGCUGAGUACCAUAUUGAUCAUGCUAAAAAUGUAUGCUUUCAUGUUCACUUGUUCCUUGUAUGACAAAAUCUAGGCUUUUUUUUAUCAUAUUUGUUGGGCCGGUGAUGCUGGGAGUUUUGCAGUUUUUUUUUUCGUGAGAUUUUUGUUAAUAGUUGGACUUUACUCUGGGUCUGUGGUUGGAUAUUUUAAAGAUGAAUUUAUAUAACCUGAAAUAUGUGGAAGGAUGACAGCAUAUGAUCCUGUUCCUACUAACUUUGCAGGUGCCCUUAAGACCAUCACUAUAGGGUCUUGUUUUUUCACAAUUCUGCAUCUGGAUGUAGAGCGACAGUGAACUUGAAGAUCUUUUUUGAUCGUGUCUUCUAUUUUCAUCAUGGAGGGAGAAACGUCUUGGGUAAUUAAUUGUUUUGAGGACUCAACAAGGGGCAUUGGUGAAUUUGAUUCAUUCUCUGAACUUAGCGAUGAAGGCAGUAAAGAAGUUAAUGCUGUUUCAGUUGAUUUAAUCUUGCCUGAUGAUCUGCUAGAACGAAUCCUAGCUUGUCUCCCCGUUGCUAGCAUCUUCAGAGCUGGCUGUGUGUGUAAAAGAUGGCAUGAGAUUGUUAGUUCAAGGAGGUUUUUAUGGAACUUCUCGCAUGUCCUGCCACAAAAACCUUGGUAUUUUAUGUUCACAAGCUCAGAUGAACCUGUUGGCUAUGCCUUUGAUCCAGUCCUUCGAAAAUGGUAUGGCAUUGAUCUUCCCCGCAUCAAGACAUCUAAUUGGUUCAUUGCUUCAUCAUGUGGCUUGGUUUCCUUCAUGGACAAUGACACCAGAAGCGAGUUGUAUGUCUGCAACCCUAUCACCAAACACUGCAGGAAGCUUCAGGAGUCCCCAGGUUUAAAAUUUCCUGAUUACAGUGCACUUGCUAUUUCUGUGAACCGGAUAUCACAUGGUUAUACUAUCUCAAUUGUGAAGUCUAAGCAAGUCCCUGGGAAUUUUUUCCAAUGGGAUCUCUCUAUCCACAUUUAUGAUUCUGAUACGAGGAUGUGGGUAACUUCUUGCACAGAGGUUUUGACAGGAUGGAGAGGUGGUGAUGAGAGUGUAAUCUGUGGUGGGUUUUUAUACGUUUUGAUAUAUUCUGCAGGAGGUGGCUCCCCAGAAACCCGUCAUGGUCUGAUUACAUACAAUCUAUCCAGCAGAUCUUCUAAUGGCUUGUUGAUAAGAAGUUUUAUCAAAGUACCUUGUCCUCUUACUUGUGGCCGUCUGAUGAAUUUGAAUGAGAAGCUUGUAAUGGUGGGAGGAAUUGGUAAACAAGACCGGCCUGACAUAAUAAAGGGGAUUGGCAUCUGGGUUCUAAAUGGCAAGGACUGGCAAGAGAUUGCCCGAAUGCCCCAUAAGUGUUUCCAAGGAUUUGGGGAGUUGGAUGAUGUUUUUGCAAGUAGCGGUACGGAUAAUCUCAUAUACAUCCAGAGCUAUGGGGCUCCAGCUCUUCUUGUUUUUGACUUUAACCAGAAACAAUGGAAGUGGUCACAAAAGUGCCCAGUGACAAAGAGGUUCCCUCUUCAGCUCUUUACUGGUUUUUGCUUUGAACCUAGGAUUGAGAUGGCACCAUAAUUUGUUAUUGAAUUAAUGAAUUUAGUGUGUUGGUGUUGAAAAAUGUCUGAAUUUUUCCCUUUUUUUUUUCUUUUUGCCUGUUUACCCUUCAAUUUCAAUCAUUAUGAAAUCAGUUCCAGAAAAGUUAACACAUUGUACCUGCAAACAAAUUCUGCUAAUUCAUGAAAAUGGGAAUAUUAUUCUUUACGCGAGAA
Populus trichocarpa (black cottonwood) is the source of this 2282-nucleotide messenger RNA. Its product is annotated as F-box/kelch-repeat protein At3g61590. Gene Ontology annotation, molecular function: protein binding. The transcript is spliced from 2 exons. Bases 871 to 2088 code for a protein of 405 amino acids. NCBI's taxonomy places the organism in Eukaryota, Viridiplantae, Streptophyta, Magnoliopsida, Malpighiales, Salicaceae. The record is from RefSeq and is a predicted model, not a curated record.